GGAGGCGGCGAGGGCCUGGGCGAGCGUGGCUAGGCCGGUUCCUGGGCUGGGCCCAGGGGCGAGGGUUGGGCCCGGGGCGAAUCGGAACCUGGGGGGUCGGGCGGGGCAGGCUGGAGCUGAGAAUGGGGCGCAGUGGGGCUGGGAGCCGACCCUGAGCUCGUCCUGCGUGGUGGGAGCUUUGCUCAGAGCUGGAGGCGGAAGCGUGAAGUCAGGACUGAGUGGGCGAAGAGAACCUGGGCUGAGCAGACAUGGCCACUUAUCACCAAGAAGGGCAGAUGCAGCUGCCCCGAGCUGAUGCCAUUCGUUCACGUCUCAUCGAUACUUUCUCUCUCAUCGAGCAUUUGCAAGGCUUGAGCCAAGCUGUGCCGCGGCAUACUGUCAGGGAGUUACUUGAUCCCUCUCGCCAGAAGAAACUUAUGUGGGAAGAUCAACAACAGCUAGUGCGCUUCUCAAUAAAGCCUCAACAUACAGGACAGAUUUCACAAGCCCAGAGGCUAUUGAGCAAGCUUCAUAUUCGCUGUAGUCAGAGGCCACCUCUUUCUUUGUGGGCCGGAUGGGUCCUUGAGUGUCCUCUUUUCACAAACUUCAUCAUCUUCCUCAUCUUUUUGAAUACAAUCGUAUUGAUGGUUGAAAUAGAAUUGCUGGAAUCCACAAAUACAAAACUGUGGCCAUUGAAGCUGGCCUUGGAGGUGGCAGCUUGGUUUAUCUUGUUUAUUUUCAUCCUGGAGAUCAUUCUUAUGUGGCUAUCCAGCUUUUCCCGUUUCUGGAAGAACGCCUGGAAUGUCUUUGACUUUGUUGUUACCAUGUUGUCCCUGCUUCCUGAAGUUGUGUUGUUGGCAGGGGUAACAGGCCAACCAGUGUGGCUUCAGUUUCUGAGGAUCUGCCGGGUGCUGAGGUCUCUCAAACUCUUUGCACGAUUUCGUCAAAUUCGAGUUAUUAUUUUGGCCCUGGUCAGGGCCCUCAAGAGCAUGACCUUCCUCUUGAUGCUGCUGCUCAUCUUCUUCUACAUUUUUGCUGUGGCUGGUGUCUACUUCUUCGUAGAGUACACCCGUUCACCUCGUCAGGACCUGGAAUACCAUGUGUUCUUCUCGGACCUCCUGAAUUCCCUAGUGACAGUGUUCAUUCUCUUCACCUUGGAUCACUGGUAUGCACUGCUUCAGGAUAUCUGGAAGGUGCCUGAAGCCAGUCGCAUCUUCAGCAGCAUCUAUGUCAUCCUUUGGUUGUUGCUUGGCUCCAUUAUCUUUCGAAAUAUCAUAGUAGCCAUGAUGGUUACCAACUUUCAGAAUAUCAGGAAAGAGCUGAAUGAGGAGAUGGCGCAUCGGGAGGUUCAGGUCAAAGCUGACAUGUUCAAGCGGCAGAUUAUCCAGAGGAGAAAAAACGUGUCACGUGAGGCACUGAGGUCAACUCAUGGUAAAACAGAUGACAGUUCAAGAGGAGCUAUUCAACAAAAGGAAAGUUUGGACUUAUCAGAAGUUUCUGAAGUAGAGUCUAUUUAUGAGACCACUGAAGCGGAUGUAAUAACAUCUGCAUCAAAACCCGAAGAGACCUUGUCAAAUAAGAAAGAGUAUCAGUCUUCCUCCAGUGUUUCCUCCACAUCCUCCUCCGAUGCUUCCUCUUCUGAAUCCAGAUUUUCUGAAUCUGUUGGUCAUUUGGACUGGGAGACUCUUGUGCACGAGAAUCUGCCCGGGCUAAUGGAAAUGGAUCAGGAUGACCGUGUUUGGCCCAGAGACUCACUCUUCCGAUAUUUUGAGUUGCUAGAAAAGCUUCAGUAUAACCUAGAGGAGCGUAAGAAGUUACAAGACUUUGCAGUACAGGCACUGAUGAACUUGGAAGACAAAUAAAGCGAUGGAUGGCUUCAAUAUCCUUGGGCCCAGCAAAGAUAACGAAGGGAAUUGUUGGAAAUAGAGAUUUCAAAAUAUAAAUGCCUGUUCAGAUGG
This is a messenger RNA of Sapajus apella (tufted capuchin), 1937 nucleotides long. It is a transcript of the gene CATSPER2, whose product is annotated as cation channel sperm associated 2. The record is from RefSeq and is a predicted model, not a curated record. Gene Ontology annotation, cellular component: membrane; CatSper complex. Gene Ontology annotation, biological process: sperm capacitation; flagellated sperm motility; monoatomic ion transport. The transcript has 13 exons. NCBI's taxonomy places the organism in Eukaryota, Metazoa, Chordata, Mammalia, Primates, Cebidae. Gene Ontology annotation, molecular function: calcium-activated cation channel activity. The coding region runs from base 249 to 1841 and encodes 530 amino acids.